CAGAACCAGAACCUCUUCCCUCUCUCUCUGGGAUGAGGCUUUCGGAGUUGAUCUGCCUCACACCCGGAAAAGGAAACUGAAGGAGGAAGGAUGAGCAGCAAAGAGCUGACGGUGGUUCUGUCCAGCCAGUAUGUGGGUCCCUAUCGACUGGAGAAGACCCUCGGGAAGGGCCAGACAGGCCUUGUGAAGCUGGGCGUUCACUGUAUAACGGGACAGAAAGUGGCGAUAAAGAUCGUGAACAGAGAGAAGCUUUCUGAGUCCGUCCUCAUGAAGGUGGAGAGAGAAAUAGCUAUUCUUAAACUAAUAGAGCACCCUCACGUUCUGAAGCUGCAUGAUGUCUAUGAGAAUAACAAAUACCUGUACCUGGUUUUGGAGCAUGUGUCCGGCGGAGAGUUGUUUGAUUACCUGGUGAAGAAGGGCAGGUUGACGCCUAAAGAAGCCCGAAAGUUCUUCAGACAAAUCAUCUCCGCCCUGGACUUCUGCCACAGUCACUCCAUAUGUCACAGAGAUCUGAAGCCAGAGAAUCUCCUUCUGGACGAGAAGAACAACAUCCGGAUCGCAGACUUCGGCAUGGCCUCGCUGCAGGUUGGAGACAGUUUACUGGAGACCAGCUGCGGAUCCCCACAUUACGCCUGUCCAGAGGUCAUAAGAGGGGAGAAGUACGAUGGUCGCAGAGCAGAUGUUUGGAGUUGUGGCGUCAUCCUCUUUGCUCUUCUUGUGGGUGCCUUGCCCUUCGACCACGAUAACCUGCGGCAGCUUUUAGAGAAAGUGAAGAGUGGCGUUUUCCACAUGCCUCACUUUAUACCUCCUGAAUGCCAAGCUCUGCUCAAAGGAAUGAUAGAAGUCCAUCCUGACAAGAGACUCACGCUAGAAGCAAUACAGAAACACUCCUGGUACCAGGGGGGUCGUAACGAGCCGUGUCCGGAGCAGCCGCCCCCCCGCAGGGUGUGUGUGAAGAGGAUCGCCUCGUUAUCAGACCUGGACCCUGAUGUUCUGGAGAGCAUGUUCUCCUUAGGGUGCUUCAGAGACCGGGUGAAGCUCACUCAGGACCUUACAAGUGAGGAGGAGAACCAGGAGAAGAUGAUCUACUACCUCCUGUUCGACAGGAAGGAAAGAUAUCCCAGCUGUGAGGACGAGGAUCUGCCCGCCAGGAACGACCUCGACCCCCCCAGGAAGCGUGUGGACUCGCCCAUGCUGACGCGUCAUGGCCGCUGUCGUCCAGAGAGAAAGAGCCUGGAGGUCCUGAGCGUCACAGAUCAGGGGUCUCCCACCCCGCCUCGCAGGGCUCUGGACUCUAAUGCACACAGCCAGAGGUCCCGUUCAGUCAGUGGAGCGUCGACAGGUCUGUGCUCCAGUCCUCUGAGCAGUCCCAGGAGCCCGGUGUUCACUUUCAGCCAAUCAGAAGUCGCCUCAGCUUCCUCCUCCAAACCAGACCCCAAACCAGGACCUUCCACCACCACCACUCCUACCAUCCGUCUAAAACCAGACCCAAAAACCCAAACCCUGCCCUCAAAAAACCCCAAAGAUCGCCCUCACUUCCACUCCAUGAAGUCCCUCCCCCUCCAUUCUCCUCGCUCUCCUUCUCCUUCACCUUCUCCCAUUAUCUCCCCCACUCCUCGCUUCUUUAAUUUCCCAUCUCCGUCCAUCUUUAAAUCCAAGAACACCUCCUCGUCCUCUUCUAAUUCCCCUCCUGUGUCUCAGGUGACUCCUCAGGGUUCUCCGCUGCCCACCCCUCUGGGCACACCUGUGCAUCAAAUCCAACACCACCCCUCUUCCUCCUCAAACACUCCUCCUCCCUCCUCUUCCUCCUCCUCCUCUUCCUCCCGAGUGGACGGAGGAGGAGGGGGCGGGGCUUCUCUGACUCCGCCCUCCAGCCCGGGAGGCAGCGGGGGAUUGGCCGCUUCAAGCUCCGCCCACUGGAGGACGAGACUCAACUCGUUCAAGAACAACUUGCUGGGGUCGCCGCGCUUUCAUCGACGCAAACUUCAAGUUCCCACAUCAGAGGACAUGUCCAGUCUGACUCCGGAGUCCAGUCCAGAACUGGCUAAGAAGUCGUGGUUCGGGAACUUCAUCACUCUGGAGAAAGAGGAGCAGAUCUUCGUGAUGAUUCGAGACAAACCGCUCAGCUCCAUCAAGGCGGACAUCGUGCACGCCUUCCUCUCCAUCCCGUCCCUCAGCCACAGUGUUGUUUCUCAGAAUAGUUUCCGGGCAGAGUACAAGUCCUCCGGCGGCCCGUCUGUCUUCCAGAAGCCCGUCAAGUUCCAGGUGGACAUUGGUUUCUCUGAGGGCGAGAGAGAGAGAGAGAGGGAGGGGAAGAGAGAGCUGGGGAUCUACAGCGUCACCUUCAGCCUGAUCACAGGUCCGAGUCGCAGAUUUAAGAGAGUCGUGGAGACGAUUCAGGCUCAGCUGCUGAGUUCUCAUGAUCAGCCCUCUGUGCAGGCACUGGCUGGCCCCUCAGAUGAGAAGAACGGCUGUCAGAUCUCGCGGCCCUCCACUCCUUCCCGGCAGAAUUCCCGACGCUCCGAAAGCGGUUCUGAGCGAGAUCGGGUGGAAAAGGAUCGUCCGGCGGAGGGAAGCAGCAGCGGGACAACUUUACAGAGAAAAGAGUCGGGAAAAGACAAGACCAGACUCCUGUCGGCGUCUAACGGGACGCAGUCUCACCCCUGAACGAAUGUCUGGGAAGAGGGUCGUCCUAAAAAGGCCUUUUUCUCCUCCUUCCCUCAGUCCUCCCCUCAUCCUUUUCCUAUUUAGUCCAGUCUAGUUGCCAGCAGUGAGAAUCCGGGAAAUGUUGAGUACCUCCAAAAGUUUGGCAAAUGUCCCGUCAUAUGCAGGCUAGCAUCCGGCAGAGAUGGUAAAAGUACACACAUCCUUUACUCAAGUAGAAGUACAGAUACUCGUGUUUAAACAUACUCUGGUGAAAGUAGAAGUACUGACUAAACUUCUUCACUCAAGUCAAAGUAAAGAACUUUGAAGUGUACUUCAGUAAAAAGUACCCAUAACUAGCAGCUGCUUUAAAGAGUACCUGACCUCCCUUUAUAUUAAUAGAACAAUAAUGUCAUUGUU
This is a messenger RNA of Gymnodraco acuticeps, 3063 nucleotides long. RefSeq names its product serine/threonine-protein kinase BRSK2-like. Gene Ontology annotation, biological process: microtubule cytoskeleton organization; intracellular signal transduction; protein phosphorylation. Gene Ontology annotation, molecular function: tau-protein kinase activity; protein serine/threonine kinase activity; ATP binding. NCBI's taxonomy places the organism in Eukaryota, Metazoa, Chordata, Actinopteri, Perciformes, Bathydraconidae. The record is from RefSeq and is a predicted model, not a curated record. Gene Ontology annotation, cellular component: cytoplasm.